AUGGCAGGUGGCAGUCCAGAAGCCAAGAGGGUAGUGGUGUACCGGAAUGGGGACCCUUUCUCCCCAGGCCACCAGCUGGUGGUGACUCAACGCUGCUUCCCCACCCUGGAGACCUUCCUCUGUGAGGUGACAUCGGCUGUGCAGGCCCCAUUGGCCGUGCGUGCUCUCUACAUGUCUUGUCAUGGCCACCCUGUCACCGACCUGGCAGACCUGCAGAACGGAGGGCAGUAUGUGGCUGCUGGCUUUGAACGAUUCCGCAAGCUCCCCUCUUUACACCCUAGAGGGGAGGAUCCAGGUGGGAAGAGCAGCAGCCUACCAGGCCCUCCUGUGAUUCAGCAGCCAUGUGAUGGGGCCCUUGGACAGUGGCUACCUGCAGGUUCCCCCUGCUAUAUCCAUGUGUUCAGGAAUGGGGAUCUGUUAAGCCCCCCAUUUAGCCUGAAGCUGUCCCAGGCUGCCAGCAAGGACUGGGAAGCAGUGUUGAAACUCCUGACUGAGAAGGUGAAAUUACAGACCAGGGCUGCGCGCAAACUCUGCACCCUGGAUGGGCUCCCACUGUCAGCAAGGGAAGCUCUGGUGAGCGGCCAUUACUAUGUGGCUGUUGGAGAGGAUGGUUCAAGGCCCUCCCCUAUCUGGUGCCUCGCCCCUCACUGCCCGGGGGGCUGCUGGCAACCCCCAGACCCAAAGUCCAGGCUCCACAAGCAGGGGGUAGGCCAUGGCCGCAGAGCGCAGGCAACCCAGUCCUCUCCAAAGGAAGCCAGGCAAAUUGAGCCACCUGCUUUUUAUGCCAGCCCCCAGCAGGCUUUUCAGCAUGCUCCCCACUCGUUACUUCCCACAUCAGGAGUCAAGGGAGUGUAUGGGGCCCCAAGGACGGAGACAGCAGGGGCCCAGGGAGUAGCACAUGAUGAAGCCACCUGGACAGAGGAGCCCCUGGAUCAGAGGGCAGCACAGGUAGUGGAAGAGGCCCUGAUCCUGGAAAGCCGGCGAGCUGGGGCAGCUCUCUCGGCCUCGGCCCGGGCCCCUGCUCCGCCAUCUUGA
This is a messenger RNA of Balaenoptera acutorostrata (minke whale), 1035 nucleotides long. It is a transcript of the gene DCDC2B, whose product is annotated as doublecortin domain containing 2B. The record is from RefSeq and is a predicted model, not a curated record. Lineage: Eukaryota; Metazoa; Chordata; Mammalia; Artiodactyla; Balaenopteridae. Gene Ontology annotation, biological process: intracellular signal transduction. Gene Ontology annotation, cellular component: microtubule organizing center; microtubule.